Molecule: messenger RNA, 1654 nt
Organism: Octopus sinensis (East Asian common octopus)
Lineage: Eukaryota; Metazoa; Mollusca; Cephalopoda; Octopoda; Octopodidae
Exons: 16
Coding region: 117-911 (264 amino acids)
Source: RefSeq, a predicted model, not a curated record
AAGGGAAAGACCUCACACGUGACCUAAUCUUUUUACACAUUUUACAUUUGAAAGGAGCACUUUAAGCAAGAUUAUAUUCAUAGUAAACUGUAAACUUCCAGUUUAUACAGAAGAAUAUGAUUCGCCUGAUACUUGGCCUGAUUAUCCUCUGCGUUCCUUACCCGUCUUCUGCUAAGAAAAAUGAUAACGAAAUACUCAUGAAAUACAGGACAAGGUCGCAUGCUUGGGAAAACUUCUUUAUGAGCUGGGGAGCAUGCUCGGACGAAAGAGACUUCGAGAAAAAACUGGCCUAUUCUCAUUCGAUAAUGAAGGACACUAUGGAAAAAUUUUGGGAUAAACCAUAUAUAAAACGCCUGCUGCUGUUUCCCAUUUUCCACUUCAAGCAUGAAGACAAAGAAUCAUUAAAAAAAGCUACAUCUUGUUUUCUGAAGAUUUUUGACAACCCUUUUGCCAUUCCCAAGGGCAAAGCAUUUAGACAGUCAAGUCUAUCUGUGAGGAGGAAACGUGCCCUAGCUAGUCUUGGCAAAGAAGCACUAUCGAUUGCAGGCGGCGCAUUUGCUGGUUUCUUAGGAAAUAUUGCGUCUGACGCGCUCUCAGGUUUCCUGGGAAUAGGAGGCGAUGAUACCAGCAGCACAAAUCAGGUGAAAGAUGUCAAAAGAUGGAGGGAUAUGAAGAUCACAAACGAGAAGGUUACUGUUGUACUCCUAGGAGACCAACGUUUUUUGAAGUCAUUUAAGUCUGUGAUUGAAGAAUUCCGUGAACAUGUGCUGCAAUGUAUAAGCAAACAAAAGAAAUUGACCGAUGUCGCGAGGAAGUUCUGUGACAUGAAAUCUCAGAGUUUAGACGAGGAAGAUCCUGUAAAAAACCCGCAUGAUAAGUCUACCGAUGGUGCGACAGCAAAAAACCUCUGACGCUUGUAUUCAUAGCAAUUGCUAUCUUUACUCUGUUACUUAACUAGUACAUUUUAUGGAAUGAAAAUGGACGCUGUAAUAGAAUAUAAUUACUAUCUUUCACUAAACUUUUAACUAUGUAUAUUCCCACUCUAUCUUCACUCCUACUUUCAAAUUAUCUCCACUGACCACUGACCGACCUACAUCUUAAUUUUUCUUUUUUCUUUCGCUUAUUUCUUUUAUUCUUUAUUUUUAUUUUUUUGUUAUUUUUACUAAUCUUUCUCUCUUCUCUUUCAUUCUUUCUUUCUCUCCUCUUUUGUCUCUUUCUUCUUUUUUUCAUUCCUCACUUCCUGCUCUCAUCUUAACCAUACUAAUGCACUCCCUAUUUCUAGGUCACUUUAAAUACAAACCUUGACUCUGCUACACUCUAUAUAAAUUCUCUACUGGGAAUGACCAAGUUUAAGAGAAUUUUACUUUGCUUGUAAACGCUAUAUUUGGAUGGACUCAUACUAAACUCUUUUUUGGGAUUUUAUUCAAAGGAUAUUGGAAUAUUUUAUAUCCACCAUUCUGUAUAUAAAACGGAUUUACAAAUUCAAUAACCAUACAUGCCUUACAUCUAUUUUCUUUUCUCCACCUCACUCUCUAUUUGUAUCAUAUCGAAACUAACUAUGACUUAUGUUUUCCUCUCACCGAUGAAGAGAUAUUAUUAACUGAUAUCCUGGAAACAGAUGUAAGAAUUUCUAUCUAUAAAGGUCUAAUAUCUA